Messenger RNA from Xylaria bambusicola, 1982 nucleotides. RefSeq lists its product as uncharacterized. NCBI's taxonomy places the organism in Eukaryota, Fungi, Ascomycota, Sordariomycetes, Xylariales, Xylariaceae. Gene Ontology annotation, molecular function: histone H3T3 kinase activity; ATP binding. The record is from RefSeq and is a predicted model, not a curated record. Gene Ontology annotation, biological process: intracellular signal transduction; protein phosphorylation; mitotic cell cycle. Bases 106 to 1722 code for a protein of 538 amino acids. The transcript has 2 exons. Gene Ontology annotation, cellular component: nucleus; cytoplasm.
AGUAAACAAACCUUGGCCAUCUACUCUACAUCUACACUACAUCUAGCAGCCUGUUUGGAAGAGCUAUGAGGAAAAGCCCCGCAAUCCUCAAUAACACACGGAAUAAUGUCGAAAUCAAAUGUUCGAGGAUAUGGAAAGCGGACCAAGAAGCCACAGACUGCUGGCCGCUUGUUUGUUGAGCUACCCCAGACUCCAAUACGGACGGUAAAGACGGUGUUGGAAGAAGAGGAUGUCUCAGAUAACGAUAACCUGGUCGCAACCUUGACGCAGGGGAUUUCAUCAAUAAAAAUCCAGGAUGAAUAUCAAGAACCAGCAGAUUUAUUUUCGCCUUAUCGGAGGAAAACAAGGCAGUCCGUUUUGUUAGACCCUCUCGAAACUGAAGCCAUCAAAACUCAUACGCCAAUCAAGUCUCAGCUUAUACCACCGGAGCCCGACAUAUCCGAAGAAAGUAUCAGCUCAGUAUCGUCUUUUUCAUAUGACUUGAAAGGACUCCAGGUACUCUCCUGGUCUGAAGUCUGCCCCCCGGGGGACAGUAUUGUCAAGAUCGCAGAGGCAUCAUACGCUGAGGUGUAUCGUGUUACAAACGAACGAGGCACCUCCAUCAUAAAGGUAAUACGAAUGAAAUCGCCAAUAAAAGCGCAGACGAAAUCACAGCAAAAAUCAGGACUCGUGGACGAAGAGCCCCACGCCGACUCCGACCUGCAAGGCGAGCUGCAAAUCUCUGAGUGGGUGGCCGAUAUUCCUGGAUUUGUGGUCUACAAAGAACGAUACAUAGUUCAGGGCAAGGCGUGUCGAGAGCUGUUAACUACCCAUCAGACCUUUCACAAGAAACUUAAGAGGCAAGAUCCCGAUCGGUUGCAGUUUUACCCGUCGCCCAGCCGAUAUCUUGACGAUACGAGAUUUCUAGUCGUCGAGUUGGGAGAUGCUGGGGAUGCACUCGAAGACUUCGAGCUCACGACGGCGGAUCAGCUAUGGGAUAUAUUCUUUCAUGUUGCCAUUGCGCUGGCACGUGCGGAGGCGAGGAUAUGUUUCGAGCACCGAGAUCUGCAUGAGGGAAACCUUUGUAUUCGAAAAGUGAGCGAACCUAUCUCGAAAGAUGAACGGAAUGGAGAGGGUUGUUUUGGAUUCUCAGGCCUCGAGGUUACAAUUCUGGACUACGGCAUCUCGCGAGCUCAAUCCGAGUAUGACAAUGAGCCCGUAGCAUAUGACUUGGAACGCGACCUGAGCCUCUUCACAAGCGAGCAUGCGGCUCAGUGCCGCGUUUACCGACAGAUGAGGUCCUUCUUGCUUAGAGGAGACCGCACCUACCUCCCCCCAGAAGAUCACAGAGAGCCUUAUGCAGUAGGUAUUGAUGGCCCACUAUCAUGGGCUAUUUACGAGCCAUACACAAAUGUCCUUUGGCUUGCAUAUUUAUACGAAUGGAUGACGGGGCAUUUCCGCGGCCCUAAGAAGGAAGUCAAUUCAUUCAGACGAACGACGAAGGAGUUCUGGUCAUAUCUUGAUCCAAAAGCUGACGAGGAUAUGCCCGGGUUCGAAAGCGCCAGUGAUAUUUUGCGUUAUGCCGUCGAGAUAGGUUGGUUAGACGAGAACCAGCUGAUAGGGGGCAGGGACGAGGUUGAGAAGUCGAUAUUAUCGAUCAUCGCCAUUGACGAUGGGGAAGACGGUGUUGCGGAUCGAUCACUUCGACGGUCGCCACGCAGACGCCGACCAACGGUCAUCUAGUCAGAAGAACAUUGUACCAUAGUAUACUAUUUUGUGUGGCCGAGUGCUCUGGGUUCCAGCGAGCGGGUUUGGCUAUUGGUCCAGUUACAUUCUCGGGGCGCACUUGUACAGGGAGAUAUCCAGGGUUAGCGGGUUAGAGGCGUUUAUUGGUAUAGACAAUAAUGUGUUCUUUGGAGUCUCAUGAGCUUUGAUCUAAUUACUCAUAUGUCAAUUCAUCCCAGGCUCUUACCUUUUUCAUAUCAUGAUGUAAACAGUAAUUC